GUGUGGCGCUUGGCAACGUGUAAUGAUUCACAUCCAAACGCCAACCUUUUGCCUUUGGAGCGUUGAGAUGAUCCCAUCCGCCGGCAGUCCACACCGGCUCCGGGAUUGCCCGCAGAGCCGCAUUCCAAUGAUGGCCUUCGGAGCCUUCCUUCCAGCGUUUGCCUACUGCCUACACCAGCAUCACCGUCUAUCUCAUCUUCCCAAACAACCAUCGGGGUAGGCAGCAAGAUGGCGUCGAGACUCAUCCUCGUCAUCGGCGACCUCUUCAUCCCCGACCGCGCAAUAGACAUACCCGCAAAGUUCAAGAAACUCCUCACCCCCGGCAAAAUCGGCCAAGUGCUGUGUCUAGGCAACCUGACCGCACCCUCCGUCUACUCCUUCCUCCGCAACCUCGCCCCCGACGUGCAGCUCGUCAAAGGCGACUACGAUCUCCCUCUCACCUCCUCCAACCCCGCCGCACCCGCCGGUGCAAGCGCAGCACCAGAGAGCGGCUAUGCUGUCACUACUGCAUUAUCAAAAGUCGUCACACACGGUAGCCUGCGCAUAGGCUUCACCCAUGCAGACGCCAUCAUACCCCCAGGCGACCCCGACGCCUUACUCAUCUACGCACGUCAAAUGGAUGUGGAUGUAUUAUGUUGGGGAGGGACAUGUCGGUUCGAAGCAUACGAGAUGGAGGGCAAGUUCUUCGUCAAUCCCGGUAGCGCAACAGGCGCAGUGAGCUGGGUGGACGAAGGACUGGGUGGCAUGGGCGGAGGGGAGGAAGGCGCAAACGAUGCGAGUGAAGAGGAUGGGAAUGUCCCGAGUUUCGUGCUCAUGGAUGUGCAAGGCGAUGUGUUGGUGUUGUACGUGUAUCAGUUGCGGAAAGACAAGGAGGGCAAUGAGAGUGUGGGAGUGGAGAAGGUCAGUUUUCGGAAGGGUGUUGCUGGGGGUUGAAUGAAUGACAUUUUCGUCUACACGAAGCGACCAGAGCUGUCUUCGAUUCAUGUCGGUGUUGUUGCACGUCUGCAGCAGCGACCUUGCGCGGCGUAAGAUGACCUCACGUGCUCCACUUGCCAAGGGCCAUGAUGAAGCACAUUCGAAGACCACUUCCUCUAUCAUGAAAAAGAAGAAGUAGAGGAAAUGUAUGCGCCCUCCCGUACCUUCUAUCCAUCUUAUACAUGCCUGCCUAAUCCGGCCCCGUCGGCUGCAAGCACCAACCUGCCCGAUGCAGACGCGAUGCGGGGAAGGAGGCGGAGGGGA
This is a messenger RNA of Neohortaea acidophila, 1239 nucleotides long. Its product is annotated as Metallo-dependent phosphatase-like protein. The record is from RefSeq and is a predicted model, not a curated record. NCBI's taxonomy places the organism in Eukaryota, Fungi, Ascomycota, Dothideomycetes, Mycosphaerellales, Teratosphaeriaceae. Gene Ontology annotation, biological process: intracellular protein transport; retrograde transport, endosome to Golgi. Gene Ontology annotation, cellular component: endosome; retromer complex. The coding region runs from base 229 to 933 and encodes 234 amino acids. The transcript has 3 exons.